Molecule: messenger RNA, 1462 nt
Organism: Rhinolophus ferrumequinum (greater horseshoe bat)
Lineage: Eukaryota; Metazoa; Chordata; Mammalia; Chiroptera; Rhinolophidae
Gene: NFYC
Product: nuclear transcription factor Y subunit gamma
Exons: 10
Coding region: 71-1159 (362 amino acids)
Biological process (GO): regulation of DNA-templated transcription
Cellular component (GO): CCAAT-binding factor complex; nucleus
Molecular function (GO): DNA binding; protein heterodimerization activity; DNA-binding transcription activator activity, RNA polymerase II-specific
Source: RefSeq, a predicted model, not a curated record
AGGCUGCAGGGCUUCAUUGGAGCCUCGGAGUUUUUCACUGAGGCAGGGGUCAGCUGAAAGACAAAGAAAAAUGGCGAAUAGUUUGCUGGGGGGUGGGGGGACAGCUGUUCGGGUUUUCACUGGAGUGGACAUUCCAGACUCAGUUGUCAGCAUGUCCGCAGAAGGAGGAUUUGGUGGCACUAGCAGCAGCGAUGCUCAGCAGAGCCUGCAGUCCUUCUGGCCUCGGGUCAUGGAGGAAAUCCGGAAUUUAACAGUGAAAGAUUUCCGAGUGCAGGAACUCCCACUGGCUCGUAUUAAGAAGAUUAUGAAACUGGAUGAAGAUGUGAAGAUGAUCAGUGCAGAAGCCCCUGUGCUAUUUGCCAAGGCAGCCCAGAUUUUUAUCACAGAGUUGACUCUUCGAGCCUGGAUCCACACAGAGGAUAACAAGCGACGGACUCUGCAGAGGAAUGAUAUCGCCAUGGCAAUUACAAAAUUUGAUCAGUUUGACUUUCUCAUCGAUAUUGUUCCAAGAGAUGAACUGAAACCUCCAAAGCGUCAGGAAGAGGUGCGCCAGUCUGUGACUCCUGCGGAGCCCGUCCAGUACUAUUUCACGCUGGCUCAGCAGCCCACCGCCGUCCAAGUCCAGGGGCAACAGCAAGGCCAGCAGACCACCAGCUCCACAACCACCAUCCAGCCCGGGCAGAUCAUCAUUGCACAGCCUCAGCAGGGCCAGAGCACACCGGUGACCAUGCAGGUUGGAGAAGGUCAGCAGGUGCAGAUAGUCCAGGCCCAGCCGCAGGGUCAAGCGCAGCAGGCCCAGAGCAGCACUGGACAGACCAUGCAGGUGAUGCAGCAAAUCAUCACGAACACGGGCGAGAUCCAGCAGAUCCCGGUGCAGCUGAACGCCGGCCAACUGCAGUACAUUCGCUUAGCCCAGCCUGUAUCAGGCACCCAGGUUGUGCAGGGACAGAUCCAGACGCUUGCCACCAAUGCUCAACAGAUCACACAGACAGAGGUCCAGCAAGGACAGCAGCAGUUCAGCCAGUUCACAGAUGGGCAGCAGCUCUACCAGAUCCAGCAAGUCACCAUGCCUGCUGGCCAGGACCUCGCCCAGCCCAUGUUCAUCCAGUCAGCCAACCAGCCCUCCGACGGGCAGGCCCCCCAAGUGACCGGAGACUGAGGGCCUAGCUGGCAAGGCCAAGGACACCCAACACAGUUUUUGCCAUACAGCCCCGGGCAGUGGGCACAGCGUCCCUCCCCAGAGGACCGGCCGACCUCAGCGCCUCCUGCAGGCUAGGACACUGGUGCACUUCCCCCCACGCCUGGGGGCCAAGAUUCUCCAACAGACAGAUGCGACAUUUUUUAUUUCCUUGUUUUCCUUUUUUUUCCUCCAAGGAAUCAUUAUUUCAGUAUGUUGAGCUGUGUGUCCAAUGAAUGCUACGAAAUGAAAUAUUAAAUAACAUAUUUAUGGCAUUUUCUUGAA